ACAAGGUUGAGCUUACGCAAAUGAAGGGACUCUCACACCAUCAAUAACAUCACUAUUAAGGGUCAACAGAGAGAAGAAGAGGGCGGAGGAAAGAAGUGGGUGAAGGAGAUGGAUCCUUGUCCCUUCGUUCGGCUUAUCGUCGAAUCCCUCGUGCUCAAGCUGCCGGCCAUAUCGAGGCCCGCCGGCCCGGGCGUGCACCCCUCGACCACCCCAUGCUUCUGCUCUAUCGAGCUCCAGGACUGCCCCUCCUCGUCCCACACCACCCCUCUCCCCGUCGCCGCCGACCCCACGUCGACGACCAAUCUGAUGGAGGCGCCCGCGUCCGCAGUCCCCUCCGCACCGGUGGCCAUCAGCCUCGACCCGGCCACGCUGCAGCGGCUGUCGGGCAAGCGGGCGAGCCUGACCGUGUCGGUCUACGUGGGCCGAACGGGGAGCACGUGCGGGUUCAACUCGGGGCGCCUGCUGGGGCGGGUGCGGGUGGCGGUGGACCUGGAUAUCGCGCCGGCAAGGCCGACGGUGGCGCAGAGCGGGUGGGUGAUGGUGGGGCACGGGCGGUCGGCGGCGCGCCUUCACCUGGUGGUGCGGUCGGAGCCGGACCCCCGGUUCGUGUUUCAGUUUGGCGGCGAGCCGGAGUGCAGCCCGGUGGUGUAUCAGAUACCGGGUAACUGCGGCAGCAGCCGCAGCGGAUGUAUUCGGCAGCCUGUCUUCAGCUGCCGCUUCUCCAUCGACCGUAGGCGGAGCACCCGAUCCUCGUCUAUAUCACUGCCAUCUGAUGCUGCUUCCCACAACAAUAGCAUGAGAUGCUGGUUUGGCUCCUUAGGGGCAGAGAAGAACCAACGAAGAAGGGAGCAGCGCAAGGGCUGGACUGUGACGAUACAUGACCUCUCGGGAUCCCAGGUGGCCGCCGCGUCCAUGGUCACGCCCUUCGUGCCGUCCCCCGGCUCCGACCGCGUCUCCAGAUCCGACCCCGGCGCCUGGCUUAUCCUCCGGGCCAUCGUCCCCCCCUCCUCCUCCUCCUCCUCAUCCUCCACCAACUGGAAGCCGUGGGGCCGCCUCGAGGCCUGGCGAGAACGAGGAGCCGUGGACGCCCUGGGCUGCAGGUUCGAGCUGGUGCCCGACACCGGACCCAUCGGCGGCGUGCCCAUCGCCGAGUCCUCCCUCAGCGUCCGCAAAGGUGGCCAUUUCUGCAUCGAUCCCAGCGUCAUCGGGGACGUGGUGGCCGGUCCGUGGCCAUUCCUCGGAGGCUUCGUGAUGGGAUCCACCGUCGAGGGGGAGGGGAAGGCGAGCAAGCCGUCGGUGCAGGUCGGGGUGCAGCACGUGUCGUGCAUGGCCGACGUCGCGCUAUUUAUAGCCCUCUCUGCCGCCAUUGAUCUUAGCAUGGACGCCUGUCAGCUGUUCUCCCAGAAGCUGAGGAAGGAGCUUUGCAAAGACCAGCAAGAUUGUAGCCUCUAAAGGUUCAUGAUCCGCUCGCAUCUCUUCCUGUCACAGACUUGGAGAUCGAUCGCCCAUAUUCUUUCAUUUGUUUAUUGAUCGAUGAUCCUUUCCUCCUCCUUGUUCUUGAUGCUUGUGAUCUGAAAUGAGUGAACUACACCGGCGUGGAGUCAUCUGCGCUCUCUGGUGGUGCUCAUAAUUAGAGCCUCAUGUUCUGAGGAAGCUUGAACAUGUUGCAUCAGUUUCUACUGGUUUCCUGUUUCGAUCGCUUGAAUUGUAUGGCUACUAUGUUUAAGUUAAUUCAUAUGGCUUGAUUUGUAGCA
This is a messenger RNA of Musa acuminata AAA Group (dessert banana), 1754 nucleotides long. RefSeq lists its product as uncharacterized. The coding region runs from base 109 to 1452 and encodes 447 amino acids. The record is from RefSeq and is a predicted model, not a curated record. The transcript is spliced from 2 exons. Lineage: Eukaryota; Viridiplantae; Streptophyta; Magnoliopsida; Zingiberales; Musaceae.